This is a messenger RNA of Plasmodium inui San Antonio 1, 333 nucleotides long. RefSeq lists its product as hypothetical. The coding region runs from base 1 to 333 and encodes 110 amino acids. The transcript is spliced from 2 exons. NCBI's taxonomy places the organism in Eukaryota, Apicomplexa, Aconoidasida, Haemosporida, Plasmodiidae. The record is from RefSeq and is a predicted model, not a curated record.
AUGAAGAUUCUUCAAUACAAUAGAUACCAUUAUAAAAUCUCGGCGAGUGAUGAGUUCUCAAUAGGAACUAUUCCCGGGACAAAUUCUAAGAACGCCCCCCAAGGAGGGAAGAGAAACGGCAAGAAAAAAGUGAAAAUAAGCCAGACUCGGCCGAGUUACGCCAGGGCACACAACUUCAACAAUAAUCUGAGAUCAAGUAACUAUAUGAGCAAGGGAUUCAAUUGGGCUUCUAAAGGAGCAAUAAAAGAUCUAAAACAUGAACAAAUACGGCGCCAGAGGAAGGGAAGGAUAGGACCGAUUCCCAGAAUCAGGAGAAUAGAGAAGAGAAAUUAA